This is a messenger RNA of Phanerochaete carnosa HHB-10118-sp, 1900 nucleotides long. RefSeq lists its product as uncharacterized. The transcript has a single exon. The record is from RefSeq and is a predicted model, not a curated record. Bases 44 to 1813 code for a protein of 589 amino acids. NCBI's taxonomy places the organism in Eukaryota, Fungi, Basidiomycota, Agaricomycetes, Polyporales, Phanerochaetaceae.
ACAGUCUCUGUUAGAUCUGCGUAUUCCGAACCCCUUUCCGCCAAUGGGAGCACCUCGACCCCCCAUUCCGCUCGAAAAUAACCCAAACGACUAUUCUUGUUACGUUUCCGGCUACGAGUUAAGCCGGCACAUAUUACCUUCGCUGUACACGGACGGUCCAUAUCAUCCUCUCGCUCCGAGGCUCCUGCCGGUCAUUAUUCAUGGCAGCGAGUCUGCCAUCAGGUCUGCCAUCUGCAUCUCGUCUUCCUUGCAGCUCUAUAAACAGCUUCUAUGCGCAUUAUACCAGCGUCGGAUAUGGAUCCACACUCCUAUCUAUAGCCCUGUCCUCCCGACAGUAUCGCUCAGUCAAUUCUCGCUCCCCGUUCCCGCAUUUGUAUCACGCGGUCGUUCCCCCGUUUCUGUUCGUACACCAGUGUCACACAUUUACUCCCCCCGUCCCAUCCAUGUCCCAGCGCAAAGCCCGGACCGCAGUCCUAUUCGCAUAGUAACGCCGCGCCGUCUAUCCUCCAGUCCUGUCCGCCGAUCAGCAUCGUGCAGUCAAUUCCCGCUCCCUGUCCCCGCGUUUGCAUCACGCGGUCGGUCCCCCGUUCCUGUUCUUGCACCAGCGUCACGCAGUCUCUCCUCUAGUCCCGCUCGUGUCCCAGUAUGGAGUCCGGUCAGUGGCCCUAUUCGUAUAGCAGCGACACCGCGCCAUCUAUCCCAUAGCCCUAUCCGCCGACAAGUAUCACGCAGUCCACCCCCCAGCUUUGUACCGGCGUUGCCUCCUCCGCCCCUCAGCCGUAGCACUAUAUCAGUGUCGCCACCUUCGUCCCCCGGCUCCAUCCACGUACCUCCUUACAUCUCGAUACCAGGUUCCAUCUCGCCACCAGUUCCCAUCCUGUCGCCAGUUCCCGUCCCGCCGUCAGUUCUCAUCCCACCACCAGAUGUCAUCCCCAUUCAGCCACCAGUCUCGCUGCCAGUUUACAUCCUGCCACCAGUUCCCGCCCCGCCACCAGCUCGCACCUCUCCACCAAUCAUUCCACUCUAUGGGUACCAUAGCUCGUCGGCGCCAUUGUGGAGAUUUCUCUGGGACCGUCCUGUGGUUUUCGACUGCGAGCACGUGUGGCCUAUACUUCAAGAUUUAUGGAGCUUUAUCCUUCUAUGUGCCGAGGAAACCUCGCUGACGAAGCGAGUUGAUUUCAUCAAGCUCUGCUUCGUCUUCGUACGCGCGCAUCCAUGGGGUGCCUCCAAUUCUGCCGAGGAUCAGUUACGGGCGUGGCGGAGCCUGGUGCCGAUCCUGCAACUAGCGCACGCCGGCCGGAGUGUCACUGCCUUGUCCAGGAGGGCGCUCAAGCAUAUCGCGGAGGCGGCCAGUAUAGAAGUGUUCCCGACGGAACUGGUCUCAGUUCUCGUUGAUCAUGUCCCGCAAGAUAACCCGUUCCAUGAUACCGCCGAGAUGGGACGUAUACGCAGGUACCUCGCGGGGGCUGAUCCAGGCCCGCCUGAGGUCAAUACUGGUGCACAGCGUUACGAUAGCGACGCGACUAUCUCCGACUCGGACUAUGAAAGAGCUGUCGUUCCCCCGCGCCCGGAGCUGAGCAUAUCAACCUUCCCCUCGGCGUCAUCUAGAGUCUACAACGAUGACGCGCCUAGGACAGUGUGGGUAGAGAACCGACAGAGGUUUACCGACAGCCCUAUCGACUCUGCUGCGGCCCUAUCAGAAGUGCCUCAGAGGUCGAUGGAUGAAGGGGAAGCUCGCGAGGCCGCGCCGACGUCUGAACGUACACCCGGCAGGCGAUCAACCUCAGGCGAUUCUUUGGUGAAUGCACCAUAAGCCAGAUUGUAUGCAACAUUUACUGUGGAAGACAACAAUGAAAUAUGUCCAAUCUGUUAGUCUUGUAUAGAUAUAUUUUGUACGACG